AUGAAUGAUAUUAUAAAAAAUAUUAAGGAACUAUUAGGAACCGAUGAAGAUAUAGAUUUAAAUAAUGUUAUAGAUAUCCGAAAAGAAUGUUCCUCCUUUCAACAAUUUAGAAAAAAAAUCAACAUUUCUCAACUAUCAAUAGCACCAGAUAAAAUAAAUAAACUAUUUAUUCUAAUUUCUCUGCUAGUAAAAAACGAGAUAUAUGAAACUAGUGAUAUAUCUUGGCAGAAAAAAAUUCAAGGUAUUGUAAAGAGAGAAUUAAAAUUACAGGAUAACGAAGACAUAGUUAAUGUAACAGAUUUUAUUAUAGACAUUUUGAACAAAACUAAUGAUGAAGCACAUUUUAAGAAUGAAAUGAUUAGAAUGGAAAGUGGGCUAGCAGAUUCUACAUUAUCAAGCAUUUAUUCGUUGUAUUUGAAAGGAAAGAACUUACCUGCUAUUUCUAAUGAUAACAAAGUCACACAACUAGCUUCUACUGAUAAAAUCAAGUUAGAAGAAGAGAAAAGUACCAGUUUGGACUUACCAAAUGAACCAGUUCAAUGGGAGGAUCUUUCAGAUGUGAGUGAUCUGUUUGGAGGUAAUAGUUCUAAAGCAAAUGAGAUAAGUAUAGACGAUCAAGCCACUUUAUACCAUAUAUAUGUAGGAAUUAUCACAAAAGUAACAAAAUUUGGUUGUUUUGUUCGUAUCUUAAAUGUCAAGAAACAUCAUUGUGAAGGGUUAGUUCAUGUUUCUGAAAUACCUCACACAGAGAGGGCAAACAAUCCAAUUAAUCGGUUUCAUAAGAACCAACAAAUCUAUGUACAAGUAGUGAAAAUCCAUCCUAAUGGCAAAAUAUCUCUCUCAAUGAAAAAUCUAGAUCAGACUACCGGUAAGAUUAUUUCUCCAUGUACCAAUAUUCUGGAAGAAGAGAGAGGAAGAAAACGAGAAAGAGAAAAUAAUACAAAUUCGGAAAAGAAAUUUGCUAUUACUAAGAGGAAACUAACAUCCCCAGAAAGGUGGGAAAUUCGCCAAUUAAUUGCCAGUGGUACUGUGUCUAGUGAAGAAUAUCCUGAACUUAAUACAACUGCUAAAGAUGGUGAUACUGUUAAUAAUACUUCUGAUACAGAUGCUAAUGAUAAAUAUUUAGAUGUUGAACUCAAUUUGAACGACAAACCUGCAUUUUUGAAACAUGAAAAGUCAUUAAGUAUGAAAAAAUUUGACAUGUCCAAAAUUGUCAAAGUACCAAAGAGUUCAAUGAAUAGAGCAGCAAUGAAUGGUUCGAAGACAAUGAAGGAGCACAGAGAAGAAAAAAUUCAAAAAAGAAAGAAUAUUGAACAGUUAAUAAGGGAAAAAAGAAAUUUAAAUGAUCCCACAAAGAAUCCUCAACAGAUUAAACAAGAAAUAGAAGACCUUAAGAAACAAUUGGUUGUUACUUCAUGGGAAAAAAAGAGACAAAAAGAAAAAGUACGUUUCGGCAAACCCACCUCACUCCCAAUCAGUGAUCAAAGAAAGAAUCUUCCAGUGUUUACUAUGAGAAAUGAGUUGAUUAAAGCUAUCAAAGAUAAUCAAUUCUUGGUGAUCGUGGGUGAGACAGGUUCUGGUAAAACCACGCAAAUAACACAAUACUUGGAUGAAGAAAGGUUCAGUAACAGCGGAAUGAUCGGAUGUACACAGCCGCGUAGAGUUGCUGCUAUCUCCGUUGCUAAAAGAGUUGCUGAAGAAAUGAAUUGUAAACUUGGCGAAGAAGUUGGUUAUUCAAUUCGUUUCGAAGAACGAACCUCACACAGAACGAGAAUAAAAUAUAUGACAGAUGGUAUGCUACAAAGAGAGGCAUUAUUGGAUCCAUUAAUGUCAAAAUAUUCCGUUAUAAUGUUAGAUGAAGCACACGAAAGAACUGUCGCUACUGAUAUUCUAUUUGCCCUUCUCAAAAAGGCUGCAAUGAAAAGACCCGAAUUAAAAGUUAUUAUCACUUCUGCAACAUUAAAUUCUUCCAAAUUCUCUAAGUAUUUCAACGAUUGUCCAAUUAUUAAUAUCCCUGGUAAGACAUUCCCAGUCGAGGUCCUUUAUUCACAGAGUCCACAGAUGGAUUAUAUUGAAGCAGCAUUGGAAUGUGUAUUAAAUAUUCAUAUAAAUGAGGGACCAGGUGAUAUUCUUGUAUUUUUGACAGGUCAAGAGGAAAUCGACUCUUGUUGUGAAAUACUUUAUGAAAGAGUCAAAACUUUGGGUGAUGCUAUGGACGAAUUAUUAAUUUUACCUGUAUAUUCUGCUUUGCCUAGUGAAAUACAAUCUAAAAUAUUUGAACCGACUCCAGAAGGAAGUCGUAAAGUAAUAUUUGCUACGAAUAUUGCAGAAACAUCAAUUACUAUUGAUGGUAUUUAUUACGUUGUAGAUCCAGGGUUUGCCAAGAUCAAUACAUAUAAUCCUAAAACAGGUAUGGAACAAUUGAUUAUAUGCCCGAUUUCUCAAGCACAAGCAAAUCAAAGAAAAGGAAGGGCCGGUAGAACAGGACCAGGUAAAUGUUAUAGACUUUAUACUGAAUCAGCUUUUUAUAAUGAAAUGCUACCAAACAGUGUCCCUGAAAUACAAAGACAGAACUUGUCUAACACAAUUUUAAUGCUAAAAGCUAUGGGAAUUAAUGAUUUAUUGAAUUUUGAUUUUAUGGACCCUCCUCCAAGAAGUUUAAUGGUAUAUGCUCUGAACGAAUUAUUCAAUCUUGACGCACUAGAUACUGAUGGAUACAUAACUAAGCUAGGGCAACGGAUGUCUCAGUUUCCAAUGGACCCCACAUUAUCAAGAUCUCUAUUAGCAUCCGUAACUAAUGGAUGCUCGGAGGAGAUAAUAACUAUUAUUUCUAUGUUGUCAAUUCAGAAUGUAUUUUUUAGACCAAAAAAUAAACAACAAAUAGCAGAUAGUAGGAAAGCAAGAUUCCAUCAUCCCUAUGGAGAUCACUUAACUUUAUUAAAUGUCUAUACCCAGUGGGAUUUAGCUGGUCGUUCAGAUCAAUUUUGUGAGAUAAACUUUCUUCAUGCCAGGCAUUUAAAAAGAGCAAGAGAUAUCAAGAUCCAAAUAACCGAUAUAUUUAGAAAGAAUAAUAUACCAAUAACAAAAUGUUAUGGUGACCCUGAUUUAAUAAGAAAAACAUUAUUGACAGGCUUUUUUAUGAAUGCUGCUAAAAGGGAUUCUACUGUGGGAUAUAAAACUAUAUUGGGUAAUACCAUUGUAGGUAUUCAUCCCUCAAGUGCCUUAUGUGGAAGAGAUUAUGACUAUGUUAUGUACCAUAGUUUAAUUUUAACAAGUCGUGAAUACAUGUCUCAUGUGACUUGUAUCAACCCAGAAUGGCUUGUCGAAUGUGCUCCGCAUUUCUAUAAAGUUACAGAUGCCAACAGCAGAUCAAGAAAGAAGGCAAGGAUUAUGCCAUUACACAAUAGAUUCUCCAAAGAUCAAAAUUCAUGGAGAUUAAGUUCCAUUAGACAAUCAAGAGAAAAGGCAUUGGGUAUUAAAAGAUAA
Messenger RNA from Arxiozyma heterogenica, 3486 nucleotides. It is a transcript of the gene PRP22, whose product is annotated as DEAH-box ATP-dependent RNA helicase PRP22. The transcript has a single exon. Gene Ontology annotation, molecular function: ATP binding; RNA binding; RNA helicase activity. Gene Ontology annotation, biological process: spliceosomal complex disassembly. Gene Ontology annotation, cellular component: catalytic step 2 spliceosome; intracellular anatomical structure. The record is from RefSeq and is a predicted model, not a curated record. Bases 1 to 3486 code for a protein of 1161 amino acids. Lineage: Eukaryota; Fungi; Ascomycota; Saccharomycetes; Saccharomycetales; Saccharomycetaceae.